Molecule: messenger RNA, 630 nt
Organism: Aspergillus ibericus CBS 121593
Lineage: Eukaryota; Fungi; Ascomycota; Eurotiomycetes; Eurotiales; Aspergillaceae
Exons: 2
Source: RefSeq, a predicted model, not a curated record
CGUAGGCGGUGACAGUCCCACCGCCCAGACAUACUGCCAGACAUCCCCAUCCGGCGCGUCAAGUCUGGUUCUCGACUCAUUUUGAAUAUCCUCAUCUCAUUCUUGAUUCUUCCAAACCCACCUCUACUCAAUUGACUUCAGUCCCUACCGACCAAUUAACCACUCACCACACAGACCACAGAACCCACCACCCCAUCACCAACUUACCCUGCAGCAUCAUGACCACCCGCCCUCUCAGCCCGCCUACCUCCCCCGCCCGGAAACGCACCUGCGCCCCUUCCCUCCCCUCCUCCCAACGCCUCUGCCACGACUGGAUGAUCGUACAAGGCAACGUGCACUACGCGCGCGACCGCGCCCACUUCACAACCUACCGGCCGGUCACCCUGCGUCUCAAAAACAACAUCUUCAACCCGACCGAAGAGCUCCAGGUGGCCGGCAUCGGCACCGUGCAGAUCCCCGUGGUGCGGAGUCUCGACAACCCCUUCGAUACGCACACCAUCACGCUCGACCACGUGCUGCAUAUCCCCGAGGCGGUGUGUAAUGGGUUUAAUCCCUUGCUGUAUGGGAGUAGUAUGUCGUGUACGGAGACGGCGUGGACGGGGGCGGAUCGGGAGGGAAAGGGGGUGUGGG